Molecule: messenger RNA, 462 nt
Organism: Tetrahymena thermophila SB210
Lineage: Eukaryota; Ciliophora; Oligohymenophorea; Hymenostomatida; Tetrahymenidae
Product: transmembrane protein, putative
Exons: 2
Source: RefSeq, a predicted model, not a curated record
AUGGAAUUUAAUAUCGAUAUAGUUGUAAAAUUUUCUCCUUUAAACUUGUUGUUUAUAGUUUAUUCUAUCACUCAAACAUCAUCCAUACAAGUAAAAAAGCCUAAACAGUAGAAUGAUUCAGAUAAAAAGUAAACUAAUGAUAUGCAAACACAAUAAGGGAAAAUUGAAGAUACAAAAGAAAAAAAAACCUCAACAAGAGUGACAAUUUUUGAACUUUUAGGAAAGCAUGAUUGCUUUAGAGUAAUGGUUUUAAUUAUGGCUUACAUUUAUCUCUAUUCAAUUGUAGAAGCUACAAAAGCAAAAUCGAUUGUGUACUUACUCCCUCUCUUUAUAUUUAGUAAGACUUUUUAUACAACUGCUAUUUUAUUUAGGUAAGAAAAAUAUAAUAAGGCUAAGACUUAGGGAUGCUUUCUUUACCUUUUAUAUGUCUUUUUUUAUAUUGCAUGUCUUCACUACAGUUGA